This is a messenger RNA of Lytechinus pictus (painted urchin), 2825 nucleotides long. Its product is annotated as mitochondrial fission process protein 1-like. The record is from RefSeq and is a predicted model, not a curated record. Gene Ontology annotation, cellular component: mitochondrion. The coding region runs from base 23 to 592 and encodes 189 amino acids. Lineage: Eukaryota; Metazoa; Echinodermata; Echinoidea; Temnopleuroida; Toxopneustidae. Gene Ontology annotation, biological process: mitochondrial fission. The transcript has 4 exons.
GAGACAAUUCCUUUUGAUCAACAUGGCAGCGCCCACCAGCACAUCGGCGACAAUCACGAGUGCGAAUGAAACCCGAAAUUGUGCCUCGAAUGCUGAAAAGGAAGUAGACAUUUAUCGUGACACUCCCAUUAGGUAUCUUGGAUAUGCAAACGAAGUUGGAGAGUCAUUCCGGGCAUUGAUACCAAAAUCUGCUGUGUGGGCCACAUAUGGGAUCGCCAGUGCGUAUGUGCUUGCUGAUGCCAGACACAAAGGGCAAGUAGCUGCUAAGUUGAACUGGCCUGAUGACUCCACCAAGAAGCAGAAAGUCAUGCAUGCAGUGGGUGAUACCAUUGUGUGGCAGGGGUUGGCAUCUGUCAUGAUACCAGGGUUCACCAUCAACAGGAUAUGCAAGCUUUCUCUCUACACCCUCAGCAGAGUGUCCAGUCUUCCAGACCCAGUCAGGAAAUGGACGACAACAGCGAUAGGGCUAGCAGUCAUCCCAUUCAUUGUCAAACCGAUAGACAAGAGUGUUGAUUACAUGAUGAACAACUCAGUGAGAAGAUGGUACCACAUAGAACCACCAGAAGAGAAACUAGUCCAUCACAGGAGAUAGCAGAGAAUGCAUUUACCAUGGCAACUGAAGUUUGUAUGAAAAUAGCCUUGAGCACCAGGGUCAGUAUUCAUUUCAUUACCCAAUAAAGCAAGUCAAGUUGACAGAAGGGCUUGUGGGAGGCAGGACCUUUUGUUGUUGGAAAGGUGGAAAUAGUUGUUAGUUUGCUAAUGGUUCUCAUGCUACUGUAUUGAAAACAAUGGUGAAAAUCAUCACUGCUAUUAAGCAAAGAUUGCUCUUUAGUUUUCCUGAAAUGAUGAAAAAUACACCAAAUAACAGCUGAAAUCUUCAGCUUAGGGGACAUUAGAGUUCUCAAGGUAAGGUCACAAUUCAUGAAAUCACAACCCAUGUGAGGUUUGACUUUUUUGGAUCACCUAAUGCCAACUCAAAUUUCAAUCCUUUGGUUAUUUAUAAACUCAAAUUUAAAUGGGGAAAAAAAUGUUGGUUUAUUAUCAGCCAACUCAAAUUUCAAUUAGUUCUUUGUUCAUAAAUUGUCAUGAUCCAUGAAUGCUGAAUAAAGAGGUUAAAACCUAGCAUGCAUGUAAAAUAAAAUGUGGGCUAUAAUUCUUGUUUAGUGUUGACUUAUAUCAGGGUUAACUUCUGAGAAGACUACCUAUAAAUUGAGAAUGCAACUCAAGGGGAAUCCUGCCUUGGUCAUAAAAUGUUUUGUUGGAAAGGAGAAAAAUAAAUAAAACAGAAUGGUGAAGGUUUGAAAGAAGUCGAACAAGCAAUAAGAAAGAUAUGACUGCUUUAAAAUUGAGAUCCCUAGUUGUAGAUUUCAAAUUGGCAACUGGGUAAGUAAAUUAUGACAAGGGGCAAGGACAACUUUCCCAUAGGCCAUGUAUUUAAUUAUCAGGGAUUUGUGGUUUUUGCAUGAGUACCUAAAUAUAACCCAGGUAGUAUAUUGUUUUAUGUCAUGAAAGAAAAAUAUGAUUUGAAGUAAAACUUUUGAAAAAAAUUGUGAGGUUAUAAAAAAUCAAGACUAAAAUUUUUUAGCUAUUGUAUGUAUUGGAGUACAUGGAAGAGUAGUCCUUGCCUUGCAUCAAGUAUGGAGCCAAUUUAAAAUCUACAUAGGUAUAGUGAUUACCAAUAUUUAUAACUUUAAAAAUCCAUAACUUUCUUAGUGUUUACGAUAUUGUUCAAACUUUCACCUAUCAACUUUUCUGAAUUUUAUUUUUCCUUUAAAACAAGUUUUUAUUUGGGUUGGAUUUCCUUUUAAUGUCGAUAGUACUGUUAGUACUCUAUUUCUAGCGUUUGUUUUACUAAAAGAAGGCUGCAAAAGCUUUUUAGCCUCAAUGGUGAAUGGCAUCUUGGUUGGGGCAGAAUACUAGACCAUUCAUUACCUCUCUAUGAAGUAAAUGUGCUUCCAAUUGCUACUGGUAAUUAUUUUGUUUACUUUGCUUCUCAAUCAAUUUUAGUUUUGACUGUCUUUUACUUUGCAAGGAGGCUGUAUGGGAUAUAAAUGGCCAAAUAAGAUUAUUCUGAAAGUCGAUAAUCAAUUGGAGAGAAUGUGCUUCAUUGAAGUGUCAUCAAAAUGAAUGCUUACAUGUAUCUGGUUCGAUUCUCUCACUUUUACCUCAUCCUUAAAAUUCUUUCUGAUUUAAAGAAUUGGAAGUACAAAGAUCAUUUGAAUUAAUUUAGAAAUUUGAAUUUUCAUAAAACUGAUGGGAUGGAUACGGGUAUACAGAUUUCCAGAUUGUAAGAGAGUAAAAUUCUGUAGAAAUUAUAGUGUGUGAAGAUUUCAGAAUAUUGGUCCUGGUGUUUAUCAGGGUCCCGUAACACUUAGGUUAGCAAAUAAUCGAAAACUUGAUUUUCAUGAUUAAUUGUACAUUGUAGUUAUACAAUCAAUUAAAAAGAGUAAAAAACAAUACUAUAGAGAUGUGUAUUUCAAGUGUUUGCUCUAACCAAUUGUUUGCUGAUAGAGAGUAGCAUUUCGGGGCAUAUGCCUUGGGAGAAUGUUCGUAGGAAAUUUAAGCGGAGUGUUAUAAGAAGAUUUUACGUUUUUAUUUUUUAUUCAUAAUGCACUUUGGAUGAAAAGUUUCUUUCAUAUUCAACUAUGCUUCGCAAUUACUUACCAGUACAUGAACUACCACUGUGAAUCGUGGUAGUUGUACUUGUGUGUGUAUUCUUAGCCUUUAAUUUAUUUAAAAGUCAGCAUGUGCAAUGAAGACAAACCAACAAAAGUGAAAUUGAACUUUUGUAUAACUGAAUGAUUAAAUUCAUAUUUUAUUUCAAA